UGCUCUCGUCUCCUGUGUGUUCCAUGUAAUGUGUUUUUGGCCCAUUUCCCUGUAUUUUAGGUUUAACAGAUAGAGGUAAGAAUGGGAGGGGGAAGCCAAAUUAGACAGUCCUGGAGACGAGCAUACGAAUCUCCCCCCGCCCCCCUCCCCCACACCCUGCCAUAUACCUGACUCCAUGGGAAUGCCGUUUGCUGGUUGGGUUCCAGGCAGAAUGUUGAGGGUGUGUUGUGACUACCGGAUCCACGGUGACCAUCACUUGUCCUGUGGUCGAGCAGUACCAUGGAGCAGCUGCCAGGCUCUCUGGAGCAUGGCUUUGAACUGAUCCUUGGGAAGUUGGAUGAGAUGAUGGCGAAGCUGCUGCCAAGUGACUCGAGUCCUCGGCUGAUGGUCCACAGCCUCCAGUGGGAGACACUGCUGUGUCCGCCUGUCAUUGGCUUCUUGGUGGGCCUCCUCUUUCUAUGCCGACUUGUUCAGUCUGUUAGAAGUCACUCCUACGAGAACCGUGAGAAGCAGCUGGCAGAAGCACUGGCUGCAGGGAUCGUGGAGAAAUGCCACCUCAUUGACAAGGUUUCUGUAGCUGAGAAGGAGCAUGCAGCAAUCCAAUCAUCUGUAGAAAAGGCCAAACUGGAGAAAGAGUCAUUCGAUAUCCCCAGCCUUGCAGACUCUUACAGAAAGGCGAAGACGACCAACGUGAUGCUGAUGAAGGAACUCCAUUCUCUGUGUCGAGACCUGGAGGAAGAGAGAGCCAAAAGAUCCCAGCAAGAAAAGCAGAUGAUGGAGAUGCUCAAAGACCUGCAGGUCCUAGAAGACAUGAUGACUUUUGUGAAAUCACAGGGAGCUUUUCCAAACCUGCUUGGAGACCAAGAGCCAAGCCCUGCUGCUCCUUGGCCUGGGAGUGGGCCUGGGGCUUAAAGCGGUGCUGUUGCCUCCCCUCCACUCCGGCCUCCCACCUGCCC
This is a messenger RNA of Mustela erminea (ermine), 956 nucleotides long. Its product is annotated as cTAGE family member 9-like. Gene Ontology annotation, biological process: vesicle cargo loading; endoplasmic reticulum to Golgi vesicle-mediated transport; protein secretion. Bases 280 to 912 code for a protein of 210 amino acids. The record is from RefSeq and is a predicted model, not a curated record. Gene Ontology annotation, cellular component: endoplasmic reticulum exit site; endoplasmic reticulum membrane. NCBI's taxonomy places the organism in Eukaryota, Metazoa, Chordata, Mammalia, Carnivora, Mustelidae. The transcript has a single exon.